Messenger RNA from Asterias rubens (European starfish), 4234 nucleotides. Its product is annotated as transient receptor potential cation channel subfamily A member 1-like. Lineage: Eukaryota; Metazoa; Echinodermata; Asteroidea; Forcipulatida; Asteriidae. Gene Ontology annotation, molecular function: monoatomic ion channel activity; protein binding. Bases 1 to 3543 code for a protein of 1180 amino acids. Gene Ontology annotation, cellular component: membrane. The transcript is spliced from 26 exons. The record is from RefSeq and is a predicted model, not a curated record. Gene Ontology annotation, biological process: transmembrane transport; monoatomic ion transport.
AUGAAAAGUACGAAGAAGAGAUGGACGAAGGUCGCCAAGAUCAGUGUUGAUGAGAAUAUUUCUCUCGAUAAACAUAAUACAUCCAUUAGUUCCAUCGGAUCUUCGAAUGCUACGCUGAGGACGAAUUUGAGUAAGGGAAGCGGCUGGCUUGAUGGAAGUUUCCGCGGUACAAGGAGCCCAUUGGGAUUGAGCACCGACGGCACACCCCAUCCUGCUGAACUGGCGGGCUACUCGUUGGAUGACUUUAUAGAUACAGUACGUGCCGUCUCAGAUAGUGUCCAUGAAACUGAUAAGAAGGGGGCUAGUGUGGCUCAUUAUCUUGCAAUGAAAGGGAGAAAAGAUCUUCUUGAGCACGCCUUAAUUUGUGGUGCAGACUUUAAGGCUCAAGAUAGUAGCGGGGACACCCCACUUCACUGGGCAGUGAGAGGUAACUCGUCUGAUGCCCUUCAUUGCCUCGUCUAUGCCGGUGCAGACCUCAGUGAACUCAACAACCAUAAGAUGACACCAUUACACUUGGCUUGCCAGUUGAAUCUACCAGAUAUGGUUGAGGCCAUUUGCAGCCAUGACAAAAUCGACGUUAAUUUACCAGGUGAAUAUGGUCAGACACCACUCCACUAUUGCGCUCUCUCUGAUUCAUUAGAGGCAGCUCAAAUUCUGUUGAAAUUCAAAGCGCGUCUUUGCAUCAGAGACAACAAUGGCGUCUACGUCAUUCACUGUGCAGCCACACACGCAUCCAGGAAAGUUCUGCAGCUACUCUUAGACCAAGCUGAAGCUGCUGGUUAUACCAGGGAUAUUGUACUGAAGAUGAAAGAUAAAGAAAACAACACUGCACUGCAUUCUGCCGUAAAUAGUGGUAGCGAGGAGGCUGUACGUGUCUGCAUCGAGUUUGGAUCACCUAUAGAUGUAUUGCAGGAAGAUGAUUCGACUCCCCUUCAUCUCGCCGCCUCUCAAGGAUCGCUCCCGUUGGUUAAACUUCUUCUUAGUCCACCGGCCAGUGAUACAACACUCAGUAACUGUGACGUAGAACUAAUGACGCCAUUACACAGGGCGGCCAUGUUUGAUCAUGUUGACGUUGCUGAUUUCCUAAUUGAAAAGGGAGCCGACGUUGACAGCGUGGAUAAGACAGGUUGCAGCCCGCUUCUCCGCGCUGUUUCCCGGGGUAGUAUCAAUACUGCCAAGCUGUUAAUCGGCAAGUACGGUGCCGACUGUAACCUUCUAGAUUGCUCUAAUAGGAAUAUUCUUCAUCUGGCUGUGCAAAGUGGAAAGAACCUCAAGGCAUAUGGAUUGGUGGCAAGUGAAAAGGCUAUACACGUUCUCUUGAACAACGUAGACUCUUCAGGAUGUACGCCCAUUCACUACGCCACACGGGACGGUAACAUCCAGUCUCUGCAGAGCCUGAUCGAACUUGGAGCAACCGUCAAUCUCAAGAACAACCAGAAACAAUCACCAUUACACUUUGCCGCAAGGUAUGGGCGUUAUAACUCCUGUAGACGGUUACUUGAUAGCGCCAUUGGACCCAACAUUAUCAAUGAUGUUGAUGGGGCAGGUAUGACUGCUCUACACAUCGCAUCAUUGAGCGGCCACAGCAAGGUCAUUUCAAUGCUGAUACUGCGAGGAGCUCUACUUCACCGGGAUUAUAAAGGCCGUACUCCAUUGCAUCUAGCUGCAAUGGGUGGUUACUUGGACUCUGUUCAGACAUUGCUAAAUACACAUAGAUAUCUACUGGAUCAAGUAGACGACAAUGGGGACACUGCAAUGCAGUUAGCGGCUAAAGAGAACCAGCCAUCCUCCGUGGACUUCUUGCUGACAGCGGGAGCAGAUCUUAUUCUGAAUAAUGACAAACUGGGACUCAUGUCGGUCGUGAUAGGGUGUAAUAAUGAAGACGUUGCCAUGGCUAUUAUAUCACAUGACAGAGGAGAGGAAGCAUUUGCUAUGUUUGUAAGAUCAGACCGAGAGGCACUUCGCAAACUCAUUGGUAAAAUGCCGCUUGUUUAUAAGAAAAUGUUGGAUCGCAGUGUGACCACAUCGGCCGAUACCCCUACCAGCCCGGACUACUGGGUUCUGUAUGAAUUCAAGUUUCUGCAGUUGCCCCUUGAAGAGCGCAUAAAGAAUAAGAAAGAUGGUUUCCCUACCAACCCACUGUGUGCACUUAAUAUGGCGGUUGAGCAUGAUCAAAUGGGUAUACUGUCCCACCCAGUCUGCUUAGAGUAUCUCAACCACAAAUGGAAGUCCUACGGACUGCUCAUCCACUUUACAGGUACGACCAUCUACUUAGCUUUCCUUGCAUGCCUGACCUUCCUUGCAAUCAACUGCUCCUCUAAUACACAUGCUAAUGAGACUACGAGUAAUGUUACCAUGGAGGCGACUGAUGAACCCAACCCGACAAUGGAAUGUAUGAUGACGAUUUCUGUGUACAUUGCGACUGGCUUUUGCGUUUUGAGCGUCCUGAAAGAGUUUGCGCAGAUGUGCCAUGAGCGAUUUAGGUACUUUAUAGACUGGAACAACUAUCUGGAGUGGGGUUUGUACACGUCCACUCUGUUGUUUGUUAUUCCAUUUUUACUGGGUAGUGAUUUCAAUGACAUGAGUGACAUGCAACGGCAGAGUGGAGCUUUCGCCGCAUUCCUAGGCUGGUUUGUUAUGCUCCUCUUAGAACAAAGGAUCGAAGUGAUUGGUAUCUACGUUGUGAUGUUUCAAGUCAUACUCACUACUCUGGUACAAGUUCUGGCAGUGUUCUUAGGUCUCAUCAUUGCCUUUGCAAUGGCUUUCUUCGUCUUGCUGAAGGAUGAGGAAAACAAAGCGUUUGAGUCGGUACCGAUCUCUAUUUUCCGUGUGUUUGCGAUGACGUUGGCAGAGAUAGACUUCAUCAAUUCUUUUGUUUAUCCAGCAAUGGACUCUGAUGAUCAAACCAUGCCGUACCCUGAGACAACCUACUUCUUUCUCGCUUUGCUCCUCAUAUUCCUGACUAUCAUUCUGAUGAAUCUAAUGAUUGGUCUAGCAGUUGGUGAUAUUGCAAGUGUCCAGCAAGACGCUAAGCUGAAGAAUCUUGCUAAGCAGGUUGAGCUCUAUACGGAAAUGGAAGGCAAGAUUCCCGCCAGAAUUCUGGAGUACGUCAACAAAGACUACGUGGUUAACUUUUCUAACAUCAGAUGCAAACUUAAACGAUCCAAAGCAAGAAAACUUUGGAAGGAGGUUCGAAACGGCAAGUGUGAUAAGACAAGUAAGUCAGGUGAUCAUAUGAUGUCGUGUGUCAAGGGACUACCAAUCAAGAAGGACAACAACAAUAAGAACACAGAAAUGACCUCAAUCACGAAGAAGAUGACGUCAUUGUCAAGUCAACUGGAAAAGCAGUCUGACAUCUUGCGUCUGAUUAUGCAGAAGAUGGACAUCAACACAGAAGCUGACCAAGAUGAGGGUGUAUCGCCCUCAGCGGAUGGUGUAGCAAACCCAAGAUUUGACUUCCGCCAAGUGGUAAGCGCCGCUCAAAGGAACCAGCCACGUAUCAAAUCAGCAUCGGCUACUGGACACCCGGGAAAAUCGGUAUAAUUUACAUGGUUGCACAAAGAUGUCAUUGCAAUGGUUGAAAUCAAUGGGCCGAGGGAGAAAACACCCACAAUUUACAUAUGUUUGUUAAACAUUAAUUGGAUGAAAUUGUGGUAUAUUUAUUGGACAUAAAUUUACUGUAAGCUUUCAGGGUUGGUUAACUGCAUAGCCAGGCGCUAUAGCCUACAUUAUAUACGACAGUACUUUUCUUUGAUUAUUUGAAGAACAAAAAUAACCAAAAACUUGACAAAUUGCCAGUAAAAUAAAUACAACACACGAAAAAUUGUUUUGCUAACAAAAAGGCAUCAAUUAAAACUUAACCGUUAAAAAUACUCGUUUAAAGUGCACCCAUUUCGUACUUGCAGCAACAUUUUAUUUAGAAAUUCAGCUUGAUUUGGAAAAUAUAAAUUUAAAUUGUAGUUAAUAGUUAAGAUGUUAUUAUGGUACAACAGGUAAUGUUAUCUGACGUACGUUAAAUAGUUAUGUUGAAUGUGUCCGACAUUAUAAAUCGUUAAUCUUUCAAAUUAAUCUAUACCAUCAAUUUUGUGACUAUGCCUACAUAUAGAGCCUCAAUAUAAAUUGGUAGGAAGUGAGUUUGUUUAAGUAUUUCAUUCAGGGGAUGAGGUUCCUAAAACUUGUUGCCCAUUCCUUCAGGUCAAGAUAUUUUAAUAGUUAUUAUACCAGCCCCGUAAAA